This is a messenger RNA of Ananas comosus (pineapple), 1620 nucleotides long. Its product is annotated as probable 1-acyl-sn-glycerol-3-phosphate acyltransferase 5. Gene Ontology annotation, molecular function: acyltransferase activity. The record is from RefSeq and is a predicted model, not a curated record. The transcript is spliced from 4 exons. Lineage: Eukaryota; Viridiplantae; Streptophyta; Magnoliopsida; Poales; Bromeliaceae. Gene Ontology annotation, cellular component: endomembrane system. Bases 293 to 1492 code for a protein of 399 amino acids.
CUUUCUCCCUCCUCGGGUACUACCCACUUUCCCCAAUCCAUCUCUCUCUCUCUCUCUCUCUCUCUCUCUCUCUGCUGAGACCUGGGGUUUCUCUUGAUAUAUUUAGUGAUCGAUUUGGUUCUUUCAAGUUGCUAGAUGUGCUAUCGAAGAUGUUAAUUGAGUUGUGUAAGAUUGAGCACCACAGCUACGCUUGUGCACUCGCCAGUUAGAAUGGCCUUAUUUAUGCAGGAGUUUUUUUGUAUAUGAAUAUUCAAAGGCAAUAAAAUUAUUUUCUGAAAAUAAGUUUCACAAUAUGAAUGGUUCAGCUUCUAACGAAGAGGAAGCUUUGAAUGGAAACAAGAAGAAAUUUGAGGCUGGUGAGCCUCCAAACAUGAAGGAACCUCCGAGACACCGCCCACUAACUCCUCUGAGAAUAUUCCGUGGUGUAUUAUGUCUAGUUGUCAUACUAUCUACGGCUUUCAUGAUGUUAGUUUACUGGGCACCUGUGACCGUUCUUCUGUUUCGGCUUUUUAGUGUUCACUACAGCAGGAAGGGGACGUCUAUUUUAUUUGCCACAUGGCUAUCUUUAUGGCCCUUCUUGUUUGAGAAAAUUAAUAAGACAAAGGUGGUUUUUUCUGGUGACCGUGUGCCUAAAAAGGAACGGGUUUUGUUAUUUGCAAACCAUAGAACUGAAGUCGAUUGGAUGUACUUGUGGGAUCUUGCAUUUAGGAAAGGUAGAUUGGGUUAUAUAAAGUAUAUCCUAAAGAGCAGUUUAAUGAAGUUACCUAUCUUUGCUUGGGGAUUUCAUAUUCUUGAGUUUAUUCCGGUUGAGAGGAAGUGGGAAAUUGACGAGUCAAUCAUGCGGAAAAGACUUUCAACUUUCAAAGACCCGCGAGAUCCUCUCUGGUUGGCCGUUUUCCCUGAGGGCACCGAUUAUACAGAACAGAAGUGUAUCAAAAACCAGCAGUAUGCGGCUGAGAAUGGAUUACCAAUUCUGAAAAAUGUCCUCCUUCCAAAAACAAGAGGAUUCUAUGCUUGUUUGGAACAUCUAAGGAGCUCUUUGGAUGCAGUUUACGAUGUCACGAUCUCGUACAAACAUCGAUGUCCGGUUUUUAUUGACAAUGUUUUUGGUGUGGAUCCUUCCGAAGUCCAUAUGCAUGUGCAACGUAUCCCGAUUAAUGAAAUCCCAACAUCAGAAGAGGAUGCAGCUGAUUGGUUAGUAGAGAGGUUCAGGCUCAAGGACCAACUUCUCUCAGAUUUUGUUUCCAGGGGACAUUUUCCCUGUGAAGGAACCGAAGGUGAACUAUCUACACCAAUGUGUCUGGUAAAUUGUUUUGUCGUAAUUAGUCUAACAAUUAUCUUCAUAUACCUCACGCUCUUCUCGUCUGUGUGGUUCAAAGUUUAUGUAGCAUUUAGCUGUGCAUAUCUUUCAUUUAUCACCUACUAUGGUGUACAGCCACCGCAAGUAUUAGGUUAUGUGAAGGCCAUGUUUGAUGCCAAGAAAACCUCGUAGUUUGAAUCUUGUUAACUGUUUUACCUGAUUGCUAUCAUUGAGCUAUGAAUUUUGUUCCGUGACUUAUUGGUGUCCCAAUAUUCUCUCUAGAAUAUAUGUUUCUCUUGUUAUCGACUAAUUUUUUUAUA